UGCGCAUUUCGUUGUGAAUGGUUUCAGCUUUAGUUUACAUUUCAAUCAUGAAGGAGUUCGACAAUCCUAAGUUUAGCGUUGAGAAAUAUACCAAAGACCUGACGCGAGAAUGCGUGGGCGGCACCGAUUUGCAGCAGCGAAAAAAGGAAAUCGAGGCUUACAACGAAACUACGGCCGCAACUCUCAAGCAAACAUGCAAAAAAAACUAUAUGGAGUUUAUUCAGACGGCGAAGGAGAUAUCGCAUCUCGAGUCGGAAAUGUACCAAUUGUCGCACAUCUUGAUCGAACAGCGUAACAUCUUGGCCACCAUGACGGAUGGAAAGACGUCAUCUCGUCUAAAGCAGGAAAGUUUGGAGGUGGAGAGCUCGACGGCGGCGGAGGAUGUGGAAAAUAGCCAUGCCACAAGAGCUGUCAAGGAAAUGGUGCAGGGAUUCAAUGGCAAUCUCGAGGGCAAGACCUUUCUCAACGAGGGAGCCCUAAUCGAAUUGGAUACCAAUGACUACCGGCCCAUUCAGCGUGUUUUCUUUUUCCUAUUUAAUGAUGUGCUGAUUGUGUGCAAAGUGAAGCAUGAUAAUAUGUUUAUGUCUGACAGGCGCUUGGACUUCCUCACCGAGUAUGAUCCCAAGAAAAUAGCCGUCAUCAACAUCAAAGACUUGGAUGGCGUCAAAAAUGCCAUUAAUAUUAUCACCCCGGAUGGAUCCAAGAUUUACCAAAGCAUCACGGCUGCUGGGAAAACUGAGUGGAUUGAAAAACUCGAAGAGGCCUUUCGCUUUGACCAGCAAAAGAAGCCUAAGAAAGGACAGGCCCCACAGCCUCCAACCAGGGUCAAGCAGCAGUCUAAAACAUCUACACCGGAAAAGGAAACCACUCCUCUGAGUCCCGGAGAGCCUAAGUCUCUAGAGGAUGAGACGCCCGAGUGGCUAAGCACGGCCAGCGAGGAGAUCCAAACAUUGGUGGCGCAACGGCACUUUGAGGAUGCCCAGGAGCUGAUCAAGCGCACCCAGGACUUUAUGCGCAACGAGAACAGAAAGAAGAUCCCACAAGCGGACGCUAUCGAGAGCAAGGUUAAGCAGCAGGAACUGAAGUUGAUCAAUGUCCUGCUGAAAGAGUUGUCGAACAGUCACAACCGCAAUCUGCAAAUUGCCCUGAGGGCUGCAAAGCGACCGUUGAAGAUCCUCGUCGAGAUGGGGCGCUACCGACAGGCAAGUGCCAAUCUGCUAAAGGUUUGCGCCGUUAGUUUGCGAGUGGCACAACGGGAAGCACGCCGAAAUAAUGCUGAUAUAUCGGAGCUGUUCUUCUGUGAUCUAACGCAGGUGGCCUGCGAUUUCCUCACAGCCUUUGAACAGCAACCGGCGUGCGUUAGUGCUCUUGUGGUGUGGUGCAAUGCCGAACUGCAAUAUUUCGCCAGCCAGCUGAUUAAACACUAUCUGACAAAAGGCACCUCUCUGGAGACGGUGGCCAAGUGCGUUGAGCGAGUCCGCAAGCCCUCGACGAAGCUCACGGAGAUUGGUCUAGACAUUAGCUACCACUUGGAGGGAUUGCUGCGCACCACUCUUGAGUCGCUGAUCGAGGAGUCCAAGGAGAGAUUACUGGAUUCUGUGGGACGCACUGAGGAGAGUUGGCAACCAUACAACCUGCAGACUAAGUCGAAUCUGAAGCGACUACUCUUGGAGCUGGAUGUCUUGGGUAUCGAUGUGCGAACCCAGGCUACGGGCGACACUUGGAUGAACCUUACCCAGUCGACGGUGGUCUUUAUCCGGCAUUUUCUGCAGCUCACCGAGCACUGUGGUUGCCUGGCCAAGUGCGAAACCCUGCUGCAGAGUCUGGAACUCCUGCUAAAGGAACUGUUUGUUGCCCAGCAUUCGUUAAAACCACCCAGCGACAUGGCUGUGGAUCCCAACUUUGUUAUGAAGAACAAGAUCUUUUUGGUGGACAACCUGCUGCCCAUUGCCAUUGAAAAGUUCCGUCAGAUUUCUGGUCGCCAAUGCGAAGGAUUACGUGAAUUGCACACGAAAAUGUCUCGCAAGCAAGGUGCUCCUGUGCCGCGCCAGCGAAGCGUCUACACCACAGAUGUAUUUUAAUAGCUAUAUCCUGGAGAUUUACUUUCGAUUACAUAUAAUUUUUUAUUUUUUCGUUUUGCUUCAAUUAUUUAUAAUAUAAUUAUAUACAUAUAUAACCACAAUAAUAAUAAUAUUUGUAAAAUUAAAAAUCGAAGCGUGUGCUGCACUCUAUCUCUUGCUUAUUACAAUUUCGCCGUUCGCAUUAUAUAUAUAAUUGUAAAUAUAUAUAAAUCGAUUCGUUUUCAUAUAUACUCUAAACACUAAACAAUUUAGCUGUGUUCUACUUUUCGGUUUCGGUUGUUGAUGCGGCUUUUGUUGGGUUUAGCUGCUCAAAAUAUAGGAUUUUACAGUUGGUUCUGAAGAGUUUGAUUCACACAAGUAAUUCCACAUUUUCCUCAUUAAAUAUUUUCAAAUUACAUACAAGCAAAAGCCGACUGCUCUGAGCACUAUCUGACCCCCAAUGCGAGUGUUUCAAAAGUUGUUUCCGUGUUUAAUUAAUGUAAAACUCUAAACUAAAAUGCUUACUAAGUAUAUUCAUUUAUAUUUAUAUAUAUAUACCUUCUUUUAUGCAAAUAUGUUUUGUGUAUUUUGUGUGUGUGCGGGGGAGUUGGGGUAAGGAAACUGACAACUUAAAUAUAAUAUUUGUUGUUGCAUUCGCUGCCUGACUCGUCAGCUAAAUUACAAAAACCGUUCACAUAAAACAAACUAAAAGCACUCGCAUCGUAUUUUACUCAUUUGCUCAGCUGGUAAUCAUAAUCUCAACGCUCC
This is a messenger RNA of Drosophila rhopaloa, 2828 nucleotides long. It is a transcript of the gene Exo84, whose product is annotated as exocyst complex component 8. Gene Ontology annotation, biological process: exocytosis; intracellular protein localization; Golgi to plasma membrane transport. The record is from RefSeq and is a predicted model, not a curated record. Gene Ontology annotation, cellular component: exocyst. The coding region runs from base 18 to 2081 and encodes 687 amino acids. The transcript has 6 exons. NCBI's taxonomy places the organism in Eukaryota, Metazoa, Arthropoda, Insecta, Diptera, Drosophilidae.